Molecule: messenger RNA, 1758 nt
Organism: Cuscuta campestris
Lineage: Eukaryota; Viridiplantae; Streptophyta; Magnoliopsida; Solanales; Convolvulaceae
Source: the annotation of a GenBank genome assembly
AUCAAAAAAUAUUGUGAAUUGUUCGGAUAGAAUACUACAUUAUCAAAAUGCAAAUUUUUAUUUUGGGUAUAAAAAUUCAAAACUUUUGUUUUGAUUUUAUAUAAACCCCAUUGCCGCUAAUUCUCCUUGCGCACUCUCCAGUAUCCAGUCCCUAUCCCUCCCAAAUCAAAUUACGAAGGCAUACAGUUUUCAGAUUUCUGCAGUCAAACUCCCUACUCCAUCCAGCACGCCCCUACAGGUCCAAAAUUGUCAUCUUUUGGCUGAGAUUGAGACCUCAUUCUAAUCCCUAUCACCGAGUUCCCUCAUUUUGGGGUUGUGCUUGACCUAUUUGUUCUUUAAUUUGCGUCUAUACAAGCAGCUUCGAUUAUGGCCUGUCCGAGAGACAGAUUCAGUGAACUUCCGGCUCAUAUACUUGACAAGAUUCUGAGAUUGUUGUCAAUUCUACAAGCAGCUAGAAUGGCUGUUUUGUCGACUCUUUGGAGAGAUUCGUGGUUCAGUCUUUCAGAACUCGUCUUUAAUGAAUACUUCUUUUCUCACAUUCGGAACAAGUAUGUCUUGUACUAUGCUAAUAGUGGUAUCAGGGACAAGAAAGUAAUAUAUGACAAUGAAAGCAUCGAUAUUUUAGUCUCUGUGAGUUUGUAUGUGAUCACUAGAGUUCUCAUGCAUCACAGAGGGCCUAUACGCAAUUUUAGCUUUAUAUUCUCUGGUUAUGAGGCAGGAGCACUCAGAUCACGAUUAUUUGACAUUGAUCAAUGGCUCUCUUUUGUCACACAAAACGGAGUUGAAGAAAUUCACCUUAGUCUUGAUCAAGAAGAUGGGUUCUUACUGCCAGAUUGCAUCUUUUCCUGCCCAACACUCAGGAGGUUGCAUCUUUCUGGAACCGCUUAUGACACAGCGAAUGCCCCUUGCGUACUCCUAAAUUUCACUGAACUUCGUUUUAUGAAUGUUCGCUUUGAGCCUAUAGAUCUUCUAAAUAAUAAAAUUAAUGCUCCCAUGCUUGAGGAUCUCUCGUUUUAUGCAUGCGACCAAACCAUGUUCUAUUUUAAUGUAACAGCUCCGAAACUUUGCAUGUUAACCAUUCAAAGUUGCUCCUAUAGACAAAACAUUGCCAAUCUCCCAGUUAAUCUGAGCUUGCGGAAUGCCCGUACUCUUGUUUUGGAUCCUUAUUCAAUCAUCAAUUUUUUCGAACCCUUCAUUAGAAGGGGGAAGCUGCUACAACCACGUGAACUAAAUGUGGAAUGCCUAGUGCUGUGUGAAGACCCAUUAGGUUGCGACAUAGAUGAUCGCUUCUCAGUAUCCGGUGAUAUUUCUUCUGCAUUCAUUCAUUUGCUGGAAGUAUGCCCAAAAUUGCGCGAGAUUCACAUACAAGCAUGGUUUCUCGAAGCGAUGUAUGAGUGCUUGAAGACACGGUCAAAACUUUCCAAGGAACUUUAUCGUGUGGCUCAAACGCUCAACUCUCUUCACACUCUGAGUUUGAGUUAUGAUGACAUUUUCAUAACUUCGUCCGAGGAUUCACUUCUUUGGGUCGAAGGGCUACUUUCCUCCUUUCCAACACUUGAGAAGUUCAUCGUAGGAGGACGGGACAUUAGUCUCAAGACUGUUCAGAAGUUCUUGCGUUUUCCCCGUGCCUCCCCAAAAGUUGAAAUACUUUUCACAUGUUGUAUGUAAUUGUUAGUUUGAAUGUCCCCUUAACCUUUCAAGUCCUUUUGGGUUCCGCAGUUAUGCUCCCUUCUCCAGCAAACCGUACAGGUUAGUGGA